This is a messenger RNA of Didymella exigua CBS 183.55, 1812 nucleotides long. RefSeq names its product MFS general substrate transporter. Gene Ontology annotation, molecular function: transmembrane transporter activity. The coding region runs from base 1 to 1812 and encodes 603 amino acids. Gene Ontology annotation, biological process: transmembrane transport. The record is from RefSeq and is a predicted model, not a curated record. Lineage: Eukaryota; Fungi; Ascomycota; Dothideomycetes; Pleosporales; Didymellaceae. The transcript is spliced from 5 exons.
AUGACCGAGCGUAGUGGAAGCUCCGGUAAGCACUGUCCAAUCGACUACAACACCCGAUCUGAUUGUGUAGACAACUCGGAGCAUUCGCCACCCAAGGCGAGCAUCGAGCAUGUCGAACAUAUUCAGACCGACGAGCGCGUGCAGGGCCAUGCAAAUUACUACGAGAAGGAUGGCGUCAGGACCUACGGCGAUGGCGAGGACCACGACCACGAGCCCCCCAUGAAUUUCAAGCGCAUGAUGGCUCUGGUCGCCAUGGCGUUUUUGUGGACUGGAAGUCAGAUACCCGUGUACCUUUUCGGCGGCAUUCCUCCGUACAUCUACGGAGAUAUCGGCGGCACCGACCGAUGGAUCUGGUUCGUGCUAGCCAAUCUGCUGUCGCUGGCGGCUGUCUGUCCAUUCGUGGGUUCCAUCUCGGAUAUAGUAGGGCGACGCUGGGUAGCCAUCAUCGGUGCCUGCUUCCUCAUCCUCGGCAUGAUCGUCUGCUCGACGGCACACACCAUGAACGUCUUCAUUGCCGGCAUGGUAUUCUCUGGUAUUGGCGCUGGCAUCAACGAGCUCACGGCGCUAGCCGUGACUUCGGAGCUUGCGCCGACCAGCCAGCGCGGCAAGUAUGUUGCAGUGCUGAUCUUCACCAUCAUUCCGUUCUGCCCGUCGGUCCUGUGGGCGCAGCUGAUAGCCUCACACUCGAGCUGGAGGUGGAUUGGUGUCUGGUGCGGUCUCUGGGCUUUGGUUGGCCUUGUGCUGACGGUGAUUUUCUAUCACCCGCCUCCACGGGUGAACACCGUGGGGAUGAACCGAAAGCAAGUGCUGGCGGAGAUUGACUAUGUUGGUGGUUUGCUCUCGGUUUCGGGCAUGAUUCUAUUCAUGGCAGGCAUGCAGUGGGGCGGCUACCAGUACCCUUGGUCCAGUGCGCACGUCCUCGUACCUUUGAUCCUCGGUGCUGUCUUGAUCGUUGCAUUCGUCGUAUGGGAAGCCAGGUGGGCAAAGCACCCCAUGUUCCCGAAGCGACUGCGUCAAGAACCUCGCAUUCUCGGUCUGACCCUGGUCAUCACGUUCAUUUCGGGCGCGAACUUCUUCUCCAUCCUCAUGUUCUGGCCUACUCAGGCAUUUAACGUGUACGGACACGAUCCUGUGGGCGUCGGGCUUCGAGGAAUCCCUGUCGGUUUCUCCAUCCUGGCAGGAGCUUGUAUUGUCCUGUGGCUGCUCUCGGUUCUUCGAGGUCACAACAAGGAGUUGCUGAUCGUGUCGUCGAUCUUGAUGACCGCUGGAUGCGGAGCACUUUCUGUCGGUCGAGUUGACAACCUCCAUCAGCUUUGGGGCCUCUUGGUCCUGGCCGGACUCGGGAUCGGAGGCAUCGUGGUUCCUGCUUCAAUCAUCUCCACUAUCAUCUGCCCAGACGAUCUCAUUGCGACUGUCGCCGCGCUUACCUUGGCCAUACGUGUCAUUGGCGGAUCGGUUGGAUAUUGUGUUUAUUACAAUGUCUUCUUAUCAAAAUUUACUCCCCAGGCCACGCAUUAUAUUGGAGGCGUCAUGGUGACCAAGCUCAACAUCACCUCUCCCAAGAUCAUCGAGGAAGCCAUCAUCAUCACCGGUGCGUCACUGCUUCCACUGCUCGAGGAGCUCCCGGGGAUCAAAGGUGUCCCAGGCGCUUAUGAAGCGGUGGUAUUUGCAGGUCAGCUGGCGUACGCCGAGGCGUACAAGUAUGUGUACUUCGUGAGUAUCGCCUUUGGCGGAGUUGGCAUUAUAGCGGCGUGCUUUCUGGGUGACAUUUCGAAGUACAUGGACGACCACGUAGCUGUUUCGUAUCACUAG